Rangifer tarandus platyrhynchus (Svalbard reindeer) is the source of this 651-nucleotide messenger RNA. The record is from the annotation of a GenBank genome assembly. Lineage: Eukaryota; Metazoa; Chordata; Mammalia; Artiodactyla; Cervidae.
AUGCCCAGGUCUGGGGGACCUCAAAGGGCACCUGGCCUGGGCAGGCUCUUGGAGGGUGGGAAAAGAAUCCUGCCCGAGGAAAACGUGGCCCUCGGCGACCGAGGGAGUGAACAAGAGGUACAGCAGACCUGCGCCGGGCAGGGUUUCCGUGCGUGUGCGGGUCCGCGGGCAUUCUGCCUGGGGCAUAGGUGUUGGGGGGUGGGGGACGACAAAGAGGAUCUCCCUGGCCGGAGCGAUGGCUGGGCAGAGACGGAAAGGAAUGUCCCAAUGCGGAAAUGCUGGCGACGCCCGAGUGGGUCAGACCGAGAACUUCCGAAGGUGGGCUUUGCUGUACUGAGGAGCGAGGAGAUCUUGCUGGAGGCUAGAAUCUAUGUCCACGGGAAAUGGAGAACCAGCACUUCUGGCAGGAUUUUGGCUCUGUUACCACAAGGGAUAAAUCCCUCCCCUCCCCUCAAGAGUCUCCCAGUUCUGUGUCCAUCUCCUUCCUACGGACCUUUCUCUCCGCGUCCCUCCCCUGGCCCAGGGGUCGGGAGGCUCUCAUAUCCCGCCACUGCUGCGCGUUCCCAGCUCCGCCCGCCCUCCCACGCGCGGUCACCCCGGCGAGUCCUCGAGGACCCCUGUGCCCAGGCACGUGAGGUCCCCGAAGAAUAA